This is a messenger RNA of Perognathus longimembris pacificus (Pacific pocket mouse), 4019 nucleotides long. RefSeq names its product WSC domain containing 2 (gene Wscd2). Bases 888 to 2585 code for a protein of 565 amino acids. The record is from RefSeq and is a predicted model, not a curated record. The transcript has 9 exons. NCBI's taxonomy places the organism in Eukaryota, Metazoa, Chordata, Mammalia, Rodentia, Heteromyidae.
ACGCCGCGUCCCCAGAGCGGUCGGGGCCGCUGCGAGGACCUCGAGCCGCAGGCGAUCGCGCGCUGAGCCGCGGCGUCGCGCCGGGCCGGGCGUCCCCGGCGUGGGGGCCUGGGUGGCGCGGGCACCGCAGUGUCGUCCGCAGCGCGCCCGGGCUCGCGGAUCCCCGCGUCCUCCGCCGCCCCCGGCUCCGCGGCCCCAGCCUCCCCGGGGCCACGCGCGGCUCCCCCGGGAAGUCGCCGCCCCGGGCCCGGCGCGGCGCGCAGCCAGGGCGGCGGGCGCCAACGCCGCGCUCGGCUCCCGCGUCCCCGGAUGGCACUGCAGCGGCCGGCGCGGCGCGCGGACCCCGGCGCCCGCCCCGAUCGGCCCGCGGGGCUGCCUGGCGCCCGACACCCCGCAGGUAGCUUGAUGCUUGGCCUAACAGAGGCUCUCCAGAUCCUGUUCCCAGAAGACAGGUGCUCCCAGCUUGCUCCCCAACUGUAGAGGAGAACGAAUCUGCAGGCCUGAGAAGCUGAGAAAGGGCUGAGAGUGACCUGCAGCUGCCUGGGAGGGGGGACACUGGAACUUUCCACCAGUUGCAAUCUUCAGAAUUCUCUGGGAACUGGGACACCAAGAGCAAGAUGUAAGGGGACUGGGAUGCCUUGCUGUGUGCUUCCUUUUCUGGGCCCCUGGAAGUUCGGCUUGAGCCGGGAGGCCAGUGAGCCGUGUCCUGAGCCACGCCCAGGACCUGCCUCCUUCCUCUGGCCCUGACAAUUCCCUCUGCAGUGGAAUUCAGACUCAACACCUUACAGGGGUUCCAUCUGGAAGGGCAGUUGGGGACAUCAAGGCCCCUCCAUCUUCUUGCCAGCCCUCAGCUCGGCCCUGGCCAGCCAGUCCGGAAUGACCCUGCUAUGGCCAAGCUCUGGUUCAAAGUCCAGCGGUACUUCCGCCGGAAGCCCGUGCGCUUUUUCACCUUCCUGGCUCUCUACCUGACCGCUGGGAGCCUCGUUUUCUUGCACUCUGGUUUCGGGGGUCAACCUGCCAUCUCACAGAGCCAGGCCAGCCCCGCGGUGGGGGGCCCGGCAGAGGUCGCUGCUGAGCUGCCCUUCCUGGGGGAUUUGCAUCUGGCCAGAGGUUUUCGGGAUGUGGGUGAAGCUUCGAGCAUUGCCCGCAGGUAUGGCCCCUCAUUCAAGAGCAAGGACACCAACGAGAGAGCCAAGCUGGGCGAUUAUGGAGGGGCCUGGAGCCGAGCCCUCAAGGGAAGAGCCGUCCGGGAGAAAGAGGAGGAGCGAGCCAAGUACAUGGGCUGCUACCUGGAUGACACCCAGAGCCGGGCCCUGCGAGGCGUGUCCUUUUUUGACUACAAAAAGAUGACCGUCUUCCGUUGCCAGGACAACUGUGCCGAACGGGGCUACUUGUACGCUGGGCUGGAGUUCGGUGCCGAGUGCUACUGCGGCCACAAGAUCCAGGCAGCAAACGUGAGCGAGGCAGAGUGCGACAUGGGGUGCAAGGGUGAGCGGGGCAGCGUGUGCGGUGGUGCCAACCGCCUCUCCGUCUACCGGCUGCAGCUCGCCCAGGAAUCGGCCCGCAGGUAUGGCAGUGCGGUGUUCCGAGGCUGUUUCCGCAGGCCCAACAACCUCUCCCUGGCCUUACCUGUGACUGUGGCCAUGUCCAACAUGUCGGUGGACAAGUGCGUGGAUCUCUGCACAGAGAAGGAGUUCCCCCUGGCAGCUCUGGCGGGCACCGCCUGCCACUGUGGGUUCCCCACCACACGGUUCCCCCUGCACGAGCGAGAGGACGAGCAGCUGUGUGCGCAGAGGUGCAGCGCGGAGGAGUUUGAGAGCUGCGGGACCUCCAGUCACUUCAUUGUGUACCAGACCCAGGUCCAAGACAACCGGUGCAUGGACAGAAGAUUCCUGCCCGCCAAGUCCAAGCAGCUCAUUGCUCUGGCCAGCUUCCCCGGUGCAGGCAACACGUGGGCCCGCCACCUCAUUGAACUGGCCACUGGCUUCUACACCGGCAGCUACUACUUCGAUGGCUCCUUAUACAAUAAAGGGUUCAAAGGCGAGCGGGACCACUGGCGUAGCGGGCGGACUAUCUGUAUCAAGACGCACGAGAGCGGCCAGAAGGAGAUCGAGGCCUUCGACGCCGCCAUCCUGCUCAUCCGCAACCCCUACAAGGCGCUCAUGGCCGAAUUCAACCGCAAGUACGGCGGCCACAUUGGCUUCGCCGCGCACGCGCACUGGAAGGGCAAAGAGUGGCCGGAGUUCGUGCGCAACUACGCGCCGUGGUGGGCCACGCACACGCUGGACUGGCUGAAGUUCGGCAAGCGGGUGCUGGUGGUGCACUUCGAGGACCUGAAGCGGGACCUGUUCGCGCAGCUGGGCCGCAUGGUGCGCCUGCUGGGCGCGGCGGCGCGCGAGGACCGGCUGCUGUGCGUGGAGAGCCAGAAGGACGGCAACUUCAAGCGCUCGGGGCUGCGCAAGCUCGAGUUCGACCCCUACACGCCCGACAUGCGCAGGACCAUCGCCGCCUACAUCCGCAUGGUGGACGCCGCGCUCCGGGCGCGCAACCUCACCGGGGUGCCCGACGACUACUGCCCGAGAUGACGCCCCCACCCCACCCCGGCUCCCGCCAAGCCCUGGCAUCCCACAUGACAGAGGGGGCUCCUGGAGGGACGGGAUCCCAGGCCUCGGACGUGGACCCUUGGUCUGUCCCCCCCGACCCAGUCCCCACCGCUCUGGGGUCCACUGGUGGAAGGGAGGGGUCCUUGUCCUCCAGGAGACGAGCUGGGUCCCCUCCCUCGCGUGGGUGACAGCAGGGGGGUGCUGUCACAGACACACGUGAUGCCUCUGGGAGCCCUUCUCCUCCCCACUCAGGAAGUCCGGGCAUUUUUGCCUGGUUCAGGCCACCCUCUGUGUGGACGGGCCUGGGGAUCUGACCCUUGGGGCUGGGGUGGGGAAGGCACAACGGUGCUCAGGGUCGAUCUCUUGGCACCACCUGAGGGCGGCAGGCGUUGGUCAAGCUGCGCCGGGGACGAGGCUGGGUGUCCUUCUCCUCUAGGGCUGGAGGCCUGCCCUUCCCUCCCAUCGUGCACCUGGGGGCGGGAGGAGAGAGAGGUCUUGGGGUCUCUCCAGGCAUCGACUAACCGAACAUGCAGGGACACAGCUCUUUAUCGCAGGACCCAACACAUCCACCUGACCCUUCACAGGGCAUCGUCUGCCACCGAGGGCUCCACACCAGAGGGGCUCGCAGACCCCUCACCACCUGCCCAGACCCCAAGCCUCCCUUCAAUGGCAGCCCGGCACAGCCCUCUUCCCCACCGAGGCCUCGUAGGAGCCAGGAGACAACCGCCUCCUCCUCACAACCAUCCCACCAUGGUCUUGAUGCCGAGACACCAAACCAAAGGAUUUCUGAGGAUCUGAAUCACUAAUUGUCUAUUACCAAAAAAAAAAAAAAGCAUCAAUCCAGAACCCCAUCUGUGUGAUUCCCACCUCGGGUACCUGUGGCUCCCACCAUGUACAUACAAAAGCCAUAGUCACAGCCUUUGCUCCUGUGGAGUGCCCCCCAGGCCCUCAUGUGGUCCUUCUGGGGUGCAAAGGGAGCCUCCAGCUAGCCAAGGGACUCUGGAGAAGGCAAGUGAGAAGAGAUUUAUUUUUUUAAGAGAAAUAUGACUAAUACAUUCGGCCCCCUGGAUCCUGGCCAAGCAAAGAGAAAGGACUCAGGCCUGUACCUGUGUCUCCUCUCGAAUGCCCUCGUCUAUAGGGUUUGGGCCAGCCCAGGACUCAGCCAGUGGGCUCUGAAUGCAGUUUGUACCGUGUUUCUCCCACCCACACCCCUGGGCUACUUUCUAGCCUUCUUUUUAUGGGUGGUGGGGGCCCCUGGCCUCCCUGCCUGCUAGGAGGUGGGCUCUCGCUGGGAGAAGCUUGGUCCAGGACCCUGGGGCCUGGUCUUCGCUAGUGGUGACCUCCAACCACAACUUCUGUCUGAAGAACCCUCAGGCCUGUGACUAUCAUUAAAGACGAGUUUUGUUGACAAUUUGA